Messenger RNA from Mesorhabditis spiculigera, 2778 nucleotides. Lineage: Eukaryota; Metazoa; Nematoda; Chromadorea; Rhabditida; Rhabditidae. The record is from the annotation of a GenBank genome assembly.
AUGUUCGGAUUGUUCAUUUUCUUAUGGAUAUCGAUUAGCAGUUCCGAACGUAUAUUGGUUGUUCGUGAAUACGGUGAUUUGGUAUCGCCAAUUGUGGGUCAUAUUAACAUUUCCGUCCAAUACCUUGCGUCUCACUAUGGCUUCGACAAUUUGACUUUGGAAGAAGUAUUUGUUAGUAAUAAUUCGACAGCUGUUGAUCCAGUAUGCAAUCUAUUGGCCCGAGGACACGGUAUCAUCAGCCUGGUCAGGGAUGAAGCAUCACUAGAAGCCGUCCGGAAUGCAGCCAUUCUAUCCCAAGUCCCAACCCUCCAAAUUUAUUCCCAGCCUUGGAAGCCGAAUUCCACGCUGGAUUUCACCCCACUAGAUGGCGGACCAAACUAUGUCACAAUAAUUUCACCAAUAUCUAUAUAUCAAAAUCUUUACGAGUCUGUCUUCUCCGAUUUGAAUUUUACGGGUACCGUGAAUGUGGUUUAUGAUAGUAGCUAUGUACAAUACCUCUCCAAUUGGAAAAGUCAAAUUCAACAAGUUCACGAUGCGGCUGGAGUCAAAUCGAAUUUCGUAGUGUUAGCGAGCAACGAAUCCAUGGCAAAUCAGGUUAAUCAGCUUGUUCAACAAUCAAGCAAUAUUUUGCUAUUAGCAACAAAGCAGAACGCUGAACCAUUUGUGCUAGCUGCCGGUGCUCUGAUGGAGCAAGGCAAAGUUCAAAUCGUGGUUUGGACAAAGGAUAUCAGCCCGUUCAAAUGUGAUGAUUGCCAUAGCGUUGAAAUUCUCUGGAUUCGCCCCUAUUAUACUGGACAUGAAUUGUACAUACGAGAUAUGAUGGAGUAUUUAACCGAUAACGAACUGCUGUCGGAUUUUAAUUAUCAAUUAAGUGGCGAUAAUGAGCUGGAGGUUUCAUUCUAUCUAUCAGCAGUUAUGGAGCUUGUCCAGAUCUUGAGAACGUUGAAUUCGACCACCGCCGGGAUGCCAGCUGGGUUCCCGUGCCUUGAAGCACCAAAUGCACAAGUUAAUAAUGACACAUCCCCAUGGCCACUAUUACUUGACGGAGAGCAACGUGAAUAUGGAGCAUUUGUAAAAUCGGAAAGCGGAUUGCUAUAUCAAGAUGUCCCGGGGCGCAUUUUCAAAAUCGACCGAAUCCGUGGCCAAGAAGAUGCACGAUAUACAAAACUCGUCGGCAACUGGAGCCUGAGUUCGGGCGUGGGGUUCUACUACGGUUCUCUGGGCGUUGAUGUCAGGACCCUAAACCACUAUCGGAUUGCGACAUUAAUCCAACCCCCAUUCGUGGAACGAUUCCCAGAUGUGAACCUGGGUCCAGAAUACCAGGGCUAUUGCAUCGAUUUGUUGCACCUGAUUGUUGAUGCGAUUAAUAUUACCUAUACGCUUUAUGAAGUCGAGGACGGGACCUUCGGGUCGACGGAUUUGAAUGGAAAUUGGAACGGGCUGAUCGGUGCUUUGGUCUCCGGAUCCGCUGAUAUAGCCCUCGCUCCAUUGAGUGUCAUGGCAGAACGUGAAAAUGAUGUCGAUUUCACUGUCCCCUAUUAUGACCUCGUUGGUACAACAAUCCUCAUGAAAAAAGCGGAUGUCGAAUACUCACUCUUCAAAUUCAUGAAGGUGCUCGAGUGGCCGGUGUGGCUGUGCAUUGUCGCGGCGUAUCUCUUUACGAGCCUGCUGCUUUGGGUGUUCGAUCGUUUCUCCCCGUACUCAUACACCAACAACAAGGAACGAUAUAAGGAUGACCAUGAGAAGAGGGUGUUUAGUUUGAAGGAAUGUUUGUGGUUCUGUAUGACAUCGCUUACGCCACAAGGGGGCGGUGAGGCUCCAAAAAACGUUUCCGGCCGGCUGGUUGCAGCUACCUGGUGGCUAUUUGGCUUUAUCAUAAUCGCCUCCUACACAGCUAAUUUAGCAGCUUUCUUGACUGUGUCCCGUCUGGAAACUUCCAUUAGUUCCCUUGACGACCUGGCCAAGCAGUACAAAAUCGAAUACGCGCCGAUUAAGGGCAGCGCCAGUGAAACGUAUUUCCGGCGAAUGGCUGAGGUCGAGGAGAUAUUUUACAAUAUUUGGAAGGAAAUGUCGUUAAACGAGAGUAUGUCACCGGAGGAUCGUGCUAAACUUGCUGUUUGGGAUUAUCCAGUAUCGGACAAGUUUACAAAUAUGUGGAGAUAUAUGCUGGAAUCUAAACUUCCUGACAACAUGAGUGUGGCAAUUGAUCGGGUCCUCAAUUCUUUGGACGGUUUUGCGUUCAUUGGUGAUGCUACAGAAAUCAAAUAUGCAACUCUGACGAAUUGCAAAUUGCAGCAGGUUGGCACGGAAUUUUCCCGGAAACCAUAUGCCAUCGCGGUGCAGAGCGGCCAUCCCCUGAAGGACCCAAUUUCCGCCGCGAUUUUGAUGCUGCUGAAUCAGCGUAGAUUGGAGACGUUGAAGGAGAGAUGGUGGACUGAUAAUCCGAAUAAGGUCAUCUGCCCUGACGUUACAAACGAAUCUGAUGGCAUAUCGAUCCAAAAUAUAGGAGGCGUUUUUAUCGUAAUUUUGGCUGGAAUCGUCCUCUCUCUAUUUACGCUUAUUAUUGAAUAUUUCUAUUACAGAAAAUAUCGAAGGAAGGGUCUAGCUAAAGAAGAUACGGCAAGGACUGUGGAAGUGGUCCCCAUGGAAACAAUCGAACGGAAUGGCACCCAAAAACACUCCUUCGGAACUACAAAUGGAACAACGCUAAAACACCGUCGCGAAAGCCACUCCGAGCCUUCAAACACGAUCUCCCACACAAAUCAAGCAUUCCAAUUC